Molecule: messenger RNA, 1812 nt
Organism: Daldinia caldariorum
Lineage: Eukaryota; Fungi; Ascomycota; Sordariomycetes; Xylariales; Hypoxylaceae
Product: Metalloprotease
Exons: 4
Coding region: 210-1526 (438 amino acids)
Biological process (GO): proteolysis
Molecular function (GO): metalloendopeptidase activity
Source: RefSeq, a predicted model, not a curated record
CUCGUCUCCAUCCUGGACUACCUAACCUAUACAUAUCCACGACCGAAGCCUUAAAGAUCAUUUCCACCUAGAUAUUACCAUAUUACCUACAUAACUUCUGUUGUCAUUGUCCAAGAAACCUUGUGUCAUUACUUCGUCCUAAUACUCCUAUAGACCUCAAGUAUACUAGUCCUCGUCUUCUAACUCAUCCUUUAGCUUGAAGCCCCUAUAUGCCCCGAUUGCCUAUUCAAGUUUCCAAGAUGGCCACCCGCAACCAUCGCCAUGUCUGCUACGUAGUUCCUCCUUAUAUGCUUAACGCCAUUGCCGAAAGCAGUCACAACUUGGACCGUAUCCGCGAGUCUGCCCGCUAUGCCCUCAACCUCCACAAGACUUACUGCGAGAAGCGGGAGAAGCGCUUUGCAGCCCUCAGCGCUCCUCGCGGCAGCAAAGCCGCUAAUGUUCACCGACAACAAGCCAUAGUGCCUGACCACAUGCUUGAGCACAUUGCCAGCUGCGAAGAUGUGGACGAUGAUACCCGUGCUUGCGCCAAAAGGGACCUAGAACAUAUUAGAAGUAUCCAUGCCAAGUACCAAGCAACUCAGGGCCUCCAUGCCGAGUCGUCCGACCAGAAGGCAGGUAUAACUACUGAGAAAGCUUCCGAUACAGCCGAAAAGACUUACCGCGCUGUCUAUGAUGCUGGACACGAUUCCAACGAGGCCAAUCUUCCCGGUAAAGUGGUGCGGGUGGAAGGCCAAAAAGCGUCCAAUGACGAGUCCGCCAACGAGGCCUACGACAACGCCGGUCUCGUGCUCUCCUUCUAUGCCGACAUAUUCAACUGGAAGUCGAUCGACAACAAGAACAUGCACGUCAUCAGCUCGGUGCACUUCGGGCAGAACUACGAAAACGCAUUUUGGGAUCCCGAGAUCGCCCAGAUGGUGUACGGCGACGGGCACGACUUUCUAACCAACUUCACCGGUUGCAUAGACGUUAUUGGUCACGAGCUUACUCAUGCUGUUACCGAGCACACCUCACCGCUUGACUACAUGGGCCAGAGCGGCGCCCUGAACGAACACGUAUCGGACGUCUUUGGCAUCAUGAUCAAGCAAAGAGUUGAAGAUGAAACCGCUGACAAGGCUGACUGGCUGAUUGGCGAGUACUGCCUUAUGCCCGGUGUCAAGGGCGUGGCUCUGCGAAGCAUGAAGGCCCCUGGCACAGCUUACAAUGACCCCCGUUUUGGCAAAGAUCCUCAGCCAGCUCAUUUCAAAGACUACAGGCUCACAUUCGAGGACAACGGGGGUGUGCAUCUCUAUUCGGGUAUCCCGAACAAGGCUUUCUAUAAUGCUUCCGUUGCAUUUGGCGGCUACUCAUGGGAGAAAGCCGGCAAAAUAUGGUGGGAGACGAUGAACAGCGGCCAGAUACCCUCUCGCUGCACCUUUAUCCAAUUCGCAGACGUCACGGUGGAUAAGGCCGAAGAGCUCUUCGGGGCAGAUGCUGCGGCUAUUGUCCGCAAGGCUUGGAAUGAUGUGGGCGUCGCCAGAAAGUCCUAGGGGGGAGGCUGCGACCCCAGCUAAAUGAGAUGAUUCGUUGAGUAUCUAAACGGGACUCGGAUUCCAAAAGCAAGUCGAGGGAUCGAUUGUACCCGCCCCCUAUUAGACUGGACGAGGUGCCGGGUAUAAGAUCGCUAGGACGGGGGUCAUAAUAAACGUUGAAAAAACCACUCGUUAGGUACCUCCUAUAGAGGAGUCCCCCUAGGUACCUAUCUAUUGUAUGUUUGAAUUAGCUUUUCGAGUAUGGAGCAUUGCUAGAUAGAAUUUGAUUUUCUGUUUUCUACCG